Molecule: messenger RNA, 9722 nt
Organism: Argiope bruennichi
Lineage: Eukaryota; Metazoa; Arthropoda; Arachnida; Araneae; Araneidae
Product: fibrillin-2-like
Exons: 67
Coding region: 65-8785 (2906 amino acids)
Molecular function (GO): calcium ion binding
Source: RefSeq, a predicted model, not a curated record
AGGCUGGCUAGCGGGAGAGCACUGUAGAGUCAGUCGAACACCAGCCAGCAUCACGGCCGGGGUAAUGGAGCUGAACCGCCUGAUGGUGCACGUGCUGCCCUUGGUGGCCGCACUCUUGUUGGUGGAGCGGCACGUGACGGGAGAGGAGUCGGCGGCGGCCCCGGUGCCCAGCGGAGGCCCAAAUGUUUGUAAUCGAGGAACCAAGGCUACUUGCUGCCCAGGUUGGACUCGAAGAAGCGGAUACAAUGGACUGUGCAUUGUUCCGAUAUGCCGCAGUUCAUGUGGAGAUGGCCGCUGCAUUCGACCGAAUCUAUGCUUUUGCACUAAUAGACAAGUGAGGCCGUCUUGCGAUGGUCCUGGUCUUCCUGGAGGAGGAGGAUUAGUACCUGGUAAAGAUCCUGGUGGCAUUGGACCUGGGGGUAUUGGACCCGGAGGCAUUGGACCUGGAGGUAUAGGACCUGGUGGCAUAGGACCUGGGAAUGUCGUCGGCCCUGGGCAACCUCAGCAACCUACAAGUCUUUGCCAAGAACCUUGUCUCAAUGGUGGUCGCUGCAUUGGACCUGAUCGAUGUGCCUGUGUUUAUGGUUUUACUGGCAGAAGAUGUGAAAGAGAUUAUCGUACUGGGCCUUGUUUUCGAAAAGUGCAGAACCAAUUUUGUGCUGGCCAGCUGACUGGUGUUGUGUGUACUAGGCAAUUAUGCUGUGCUACUGUUGGUGUUGCCUGGGGUCAUCCUUGUGAACAAUGCCCUGCUAAACUUGAUUGUGAAAGAGGCUUUAUUACAAAUAUACAAUCCAGAAGUUGCCAAGAUGUUGAUGAAUGUGAAGCUAUACCAGGAAUUUGUGAAAAUGGAAAAUGUAUUAAUUCUAUUGGUUCGUUUCGAUGUGAAUGUGAUGCAGGAUAUUUGUAUAAUGAAGAAGUUGGUUCAUGUGAAGAUGUUAAUGAAUGUGAAAAGCAUUCUGACUUAUGUACACAUGGCAGAUGUAUCAAUACAGAAGGUAGUUUCAAUUGUCUUUGUGAUUAUGGCUAUGUUCCUGCUCAAAAUCAGCAAGCAUGUCUUGAUACCCGUCAAGAAAACUGUUACAUAGAUCUAAUUAAUGGCCAGUGCAAAAAUCCUUUAUCUGUUCGUUUGUCAAAGGUUGAAUGCUGCUGUGGUGAAAAUAUGGGCAAAGGAUGGGGAGCACAACCUUGCCAAGCUUGUCCUCUACCAGGAUCUAAACUGUACAGUCAGCUAUGUACUGCUGGUGUUUUACUUGACAUCAACGAAUGUGAUUUGCGACGAGAUCUUUGUGAAAAUGGGAAAUGUAUCAACACACCAUCUUCAUACCGUUGUGAAUGUGACAAAGGAUUCAGAUCUACAAAUAAUGAUAAAAAAUGUCUUGAUAUUGACGAAUGCCAAAAUGCUACCUUGUGUCAAGGUGGAAGAUGUAUAAAUUCUGUGGGAAGUUUUACUUGUAUUUGUCCAACUGGCUAUGAUUUGACAUCGGAUGGGACAAAAUGCACAGAUCAAGAUGAAUGUUCCAUAACAGGCAUGUGUGCAAAUGGCAUCUGUGUGAAUGGAGCUGGUUCUUUCACCUGCAGGUGCAAACCUGGUUUUACUCUUUCUCCAACUAGACAAUCUUGCAUUGAUAUUGAUGAAUGUAAAGAAAAUGGGCGUAUUUGCUUAAAAGGAAGAUGUGUGAAUAUACCUGGGUCAUACAAGUGUGAAUGCCAAAAUGGUUUUGUUUUGUCACCUGAUGGAGACUACUGUUUAGAUAGAAAUGAAUGUGAAGAAAAGGGAAUGUGCCUACAUGGAACAUGUGUUAAUGGGGAUGGAAGUUUUAAAUGUAUAUGCGAUCCUGGAUAUAAAUUAUCACCUGAUGGACAUUUUUGCAUUGAUAUCAAUGAAUGCUUAGAAACACCUGAUGCAUGUGUUAAUGGAAAAUGUGAUAAUACAGAUGGAAGCUUCCGGUGCACUUGUGCAGAUGGAUUAACAAUGAGUCCUAAUGGAAGAGUUUGUCAAGAUACUCGAAGAGAUUACUGUUUCUCAACUUACAGAAAUGGCGAGUGUAGUAAUCCAUCUUCUAUGAGUGUGACAAAAUCAGCUUGUUGUUGCGCUAAUAGAGGAUCCAUGACACCUGCUUGGGGCAUACAAUGUGUUCCUUGUCCUGCUUUAGGAUCAAAAGAAUUUCUAGAUCUUUGUCCUAAAGGGCCAGGUUCAGGUCAAGUUGAUGACAUUAAUGAGUGUAUAGUUUUCCCCAACAUCUGUCCAAAUGGAGCUUGUGAAAAUCUAAAGGGAAGUUAUAGAUGCAUAUGCAAUCGUGGUUAUCAAGUAGAUGCAACUGGAAAAGUUUGUUCAGAUAUAAAUGAAUGUGCUGUCAACCUCUUACUUUGUGACAAUGGGCAGUGUAGAAAUACACCUGGCAGCUUUCAAUGUACUUGUCCAACUGGAUAUAGACAUAAUGUUCUGACCAAUACAUGUGAUGAUAUUGAUGAAUGUAAAGAAAAAGGUGCAGAAAUAUGCAUUGGUGGAACAUGCUACAAUACUCUUGGGAGCUAUCGAUGUGAAUGUGAAACGGGCUCUGCCUUGGAUGCAUCAAGGAAUAUAUGUAUUGACAACCGAAGAGGUUCUUGUUGGAUGACCAUCAACCCUAAUGGACAGUGUGAAAAUGAUAUAAAAACUCCAAUGUUGAAAUCUGAAUGUUGUGGUUCCAUUGGAAAAGCAUGGGGUAGUCCUUGCCAACGUUGUUCAGUAUUAGAGAACCGAUGUCCGAAAGGCUAUGCCAUGUUAGAUGGUUCAACAUGCACAGAUAUUAAUGAAUGUGAGGUUUUUCCAAAUAUAUGCCAAGGUGGUGGUUUGUGUGUCAACACCGAUGGUUCAUAUCAAUGUAACUGCCCACCUGGUUUAACUUUAGAUCAUACUGGGACAAACUGUUAUGAUUUGAGAGAAGAAGUGUGCUAUUUGCAAUAUGAUAAAGGCCGCUGCUUAAGACCUUUCGAUGGGCUGUACAAAAAGAUGCUUUGUUGCUGUUCACUUGGUGCUGCAUGGGGGCAUGUAUGUGAACCAUGUCCUCGUCCUGGAACAGAGGCUUUCAAUGAGCUCUGUGUUAAAGGAUUUGGAUACUAUUAUGAUAAACCUGGAUCUCUGAUAGAUAUUAAUGAGUGUGUACAGUUUCCUACUAUCUGCCAGAAUGGAAAAUGUAGAAAUACUGCUGGUAGUUUCAGUUGCCAAUGCAAUCAAGGCUUUGCAACAGAUUCUGAUGGAUUAAAUUGUACAGACAUAAAUGAAUGUUCAGUGGCACUUGGUGUUUGUGCAAAUGGUAUAUGCAGAAAUACUCCAGGAUCUUUCCGUUGUGACUGUGAUGAAGGCUAUGAGGAUGUGCAAAUGAUGCAAACAUGUGAUGAUAUUGACGAAUGUAGCAGAAUAAGAGGGCUUUGCAGAGGUGGUUUGUGCCGCAAUACUCCUGGUUCUUUUAGAUGUGAUUGUCCUCCAGGCCAUGAAUUAACACCUGAUGGAAGAGCUUGUAAAGAUGUUGAUGAAUGUAGUAGAACCAGUGGUAUUUGUUCUCAUGGAGUUUGUGAAAAUAUGAUGGGAUCUUAUCAGUGUACUUGUAAUGAUGGAUACAAACAAACUUAUCAACAUACCAGCUGUGAAGAUAUUGAUGAGUGUGCUUCAAAUAAUGGAGGUUGUCAGUCUAAAUGCAUCAAUGUCCCAGGGAGUUACAGAUGCGAUUGUGAGGAUGGAUAUAAAUUAAUGCCUGAUGGAGCAACAUGUGAAGAUAUUGAUGAGUGUAAAGAUAUUCCCAAUAUUUGCAGUGGUGGAAAGUGUACCAAUUAUGCUGGAACACACACUUGCCACUGCACUGGUGGAUUGGUGCCAUCUACUGAUGGAAAAUCAUGCAAUGAUAUUGAUGAAUGUGCUCUGAACUCAAAUGUUUGCCUAAAUGGACGCUGUGAAAACAAUCUUGGUUCCUAUGCUUGCCAGUGCGAAUUUGGAUAUUCUGUCAAAGAAGGUGAAGUUGGAUGUACAGAUGACAAUGAAUGUGAAAUGGGUUUAAGCGAAUGUGAUGAGCAUGCAGAAUGCAUCAAUACCUUAGGAUCUUAUGAAUGUACUUGUCUUAAUGGCUUCAGAGGAGAUGGAUUUGAAUGCAGAGAUAUAAAUGAGUGCCUUAGAGACAAUGGUGGCUGUGAUCCUGAUGCUGCAUGUGUUAAUACAAUGGGUUCUUUCCAAUGUAUCUGUGACAAUGGCUUUACUGGUGAUGGAUUUACUUGCAGAGAUGUUGACGAAUGUACUAUGAAUCCCACUUUAUGUGAAAAUGGUCAAUGUCUUAAUUAUGGAGGAAGCUAUCGAUGUGAAUGUGAUAUGGGCUUUGAACCAGAGGAAGGUGAAAAAACAUGCGUUGAUGUGGAUGAAUGUGCCCUUUUUCAAAAUAAUUGUGCUUUUGGAAGGUGUGAAAAUGUAUUUGGAAUGUUCCGAUGCAUUUGUAAUACUGGUUAUCAGUUAGAUUCAACUGGGGGAAACUGUACAGAUAUAAAUGAAUGUGAUAAUCUUCAAAUAUGUCAAUAUGGUACAUGUAUCAACACUCCUGGUUCAUAUGUAUGUGAAUGCCCUCCUAAUUAUACAUUAGCUCCAAACGGAGCUGGAUGUGUAGAUGUGAGAGAAGGGCAGUGCUUUCUUGAUGUAGUUUCAGCUCAUCGUGGCCGUGGCAUUUGUAAUACUGAGUUAGGAGAAAGGCUGACUAAAGCAACUUGUUGUUGCUCAGUUGGGAAAGGAUGGGGUCCAACAUGUGAAGUGUGUCCUGUGGAAAAUUCAACUGAUUAUCGAAAUCUUUGUCCUGGAGGAAAAGGCUUCAGACCAAAUCAAAUUACAGUUGUGUUAGAAGAUAUUGAUGAAUGCAGAGAUCUGAAUAAUGUAUGUGAUGGUGGAAGAUGUUCUAACACAUUUGGUAGUUUCAUGUGUAUCUGCCCUGAUGGUUAUACUUUAGAUUCAAGCCACAGGAAAUGUAUAGAUAUAAAUGAAUGUGCUCUGAGACCUGACAUCUGUGGUGCUGGUACAUGUAUUAAUUCUGAAGGUUCUUACACUUGUAUUUGUCCUCCUGAUUAUGUAUUAGGUCCUAGUCGUACAUGUAUUGAUAUGAGGCGUGCUAACUGCUUUAGACAAGCUUAUACAUCUGCAACUUAUCCCUUCAAACUGGUCUGUGAACAUCCCAUGAGGACUAAUGAGACAAAAGUUAUGUGCUGUUGUUCAAUUGGUCGUGCAUGGGGUGACCCCUGUGAACCAUGUCCAAUUCAAAAUUCUGAGGAGUACGAAAAAUUAUGUAGCAUGUCACCAGGCACUGUUAUUGAUCCAGUUACUGGCGAACCUAAAGAUAUGGAUGAAUGUAAAACUGGUGUCUGUGAAAAUGGAUAUUGUACUAAUACAAUAGGGAGUUUUAUAUGUGAGUGCUAUAGUGGCUAUAGGUACAACGCUCUUAUAAACAAAUGUGAAGAUAUAAAUGAAUGCAUAGAAACAUCUGGCGUUUGUGAAGGCAGUGCAACAUGUGUAAAUACCCUUGGAAGUUUUGAGUGCAGAUGCCCAGAUGGUUAUAAAUUAUCUCCCAGCAAGCGUGAUUGUCUAGAUGUUAAUGAAUGUUCUAAAACUGGUAUGUGUGAUAAUGGAGUUUGCAAAAAUUUGGAUGGAAGUUUCAGGUGCACAUGUAACAAUGGCUAUUAUUUAUCACCAGAUGCAGAGCAUUGCAUAGAUAUUGAUGAAUGUAAACGUAGUCCAGGGAUAUGUGCUGAUGGAACUUGUACAAAUACAGAAGGCUCAUAUAAAUGUCAUUGUAACCCUGGCUUCCAGUUAUCACCUAAUGGUGAUUGUUUUGAUAUUGAUGAAUGUAGAAAUCAGUAUGGAAUCUGUCAAAAUGGCCGAUGCAGAAAUACAAUAGGCAGUUACACAUGCCAGUGCCAAGUUGGAUAUGUUUUAAGUCCUGAUGGCCGUAGUUGUAUAGAUACUAAUGAAUGCUCUGAAGAUAAUAUGUGCACAAAUGGAAUUUGUCGAAAUUCUGAAGGAUCUUUUGUGUGUACUUGCAAUGAAGGCUAUCAGUUGACCCCCAACAAAAAGUACUGUGAAGAUAUUGAUGAAUGUCGAACUAUUCCUGAAAUCUGUGAUGGAGGAUUAUGCAAAAAUACUGUUGGGAGCUUCACCUGUGUAUGUGCUAAAGGAUACAGAUUAUCAUUUGAUGGGAAAACAUGUGUUGAUACUCGGCAAAACCUUUGUUUCCAAACAUAUGAUAAUGGUGCAUGUAGGAAUCCGAAGCUAUUUAACAUGACAAGGAAAGAAUGUUGUUGUAUGAAAGGGUCUGCUGCUUGGGGCUCAGAUACCUGUGAGCCAUGUCCAGAUCAAAGAGGAGAUGCUUUCAAGAAACUCUGCCCAGAUGGUCAUGGUUAUGUUAUUGUAGACGGAAUAAUGGAAGAUAUCAAUGAAUGCAUGAUGGAUUCCACACUAUGUGAAAAUGGUAUUUGUAUUAAUAUGGAUGGAAACUAUCGUUGUGAAUGCCAGGAAGGUUUUAAACUUGAUCCAUCUGGUACAAAAUGCAUUGAUGUGGAUGAAUGCAGGGAAAGAUCUUCAGUUUGUGGUAAUGGAACUUGUACAAAUGUAAUUGGAGGAUUUGAAUGUGAUUGCCGAGAUGGAUUUACAUCAGGUCCUAGAGAAACUUGUGAAGAUAUUGAUGAAUGUGACGAAAUGGCUUCCAUGUGUGCUUUCAGAUGUCAAAACCUUCCUGGUACUUUUAAAUGUACUUGUCCUUAUGGAUAUGCUCUUGCGGCUGAUGGAAGACACUGUGAAGAUCUUGAUGAAUGUCAAACACCUGCAAAUGAUUGUAGAUUUGCUUGCAAGAAUCUUGUGGGAUCUUUCAUGUGCAUCUGUCCUGAUGGCUACAGACAAGUUGGAAUGGUAGAUGAUUGCAUAGAUGUUGAUGAAUGUCGAACACUUCCUGGAGUUUGUGCAAAUGGACGUUGUAUCAACACUAGAGGAUCUUAUCGUUGUGAAUGUAUCCCAGGUUAUCAACCAUCAAGAACUGGAAAAGAAUGCAUUGAUGUCCGUUCUGGUAACUGCUACAAACUCCCAUCAUGUCCCCGAGAUUCUCAAGAUGUAACAGAAAUGACUAAAGUGGAUUGUUGUUGUGGUAUGGGAGCUGCAUGGGGACCUAGAUGUGAGAUGUGCCCUCUCAGAGGCAGUCAAGCUUAUGCUGAUCUUUGUCCUCAUGGUGAAGGGUUUGACAAAGAGGGAAGAGAUGUGGAUGAAUGUGCUUUAAUGCCUCAUCUUUGCUUUAAUGGACGAUGCAUUAAUACUAUGGGCUCAUAUCGUUGCAUUUGUAACAAAGGAUAUAAACCAGACCACUCAGGAACUACCUGUAUUGAUCUGAAUGAAUGUGAGCAUAUUCCUCCACCUUGCAAAUUUACAUGUGAAAACACAGAAGGCAGCUUUAGAUGUUCUUGCCCAGAGGGAUAUGUACUUGGAAUCGAUCGCAUUACAUGCAUAGAUGUUGAUGAAUGUAAAAUAGGACGUCACCACUGCCAGAAUCAAUGCGUAAACACUAUUGGAAGCUAUAAGUGCUCAUGUCAGAAGGGUUACUCUCCAGAUGGUGGUCGAUGCAGAGAUGUCAAUGAAUGCACAGAUGAACCCAAUUUGUGUAGUCCUGUGGGUACUUGCAUGAAUAUGCCAGGAAGUUUCAAAUGUAUCUGUCCCAGAGGAUAUAGCUUGGAUCCCUCAGGAAAAUUUUGUGUUGACACUGAUGAAUGUCUCGAUGAUUCUCGCUGCCCACAUGGUUGUGAAAAUCUGAUAGGAAGUUAUCGCUGUGGUUGUCCUGAUGGGUACCAGCAACAUUAUUAUUGGAAUCAGUGUGUAGAUGAAAAUGAAUGUGCUAGCGGUGGAACUUGUGGAUCAGCAUCUUGUGAAAAUACUAUUGGAAGUUAUUCUUGUAGCUGUCCACCAGGAUAUAUAUUUGAGCCCAAUCUCCUUGUUUGCAUAGAAACUGGAACAGGAGGCUGCCAGAACGCUCCAUGCAGUUUUGGUUGUUCACCUACAGGCCCCCUUGGUUAUUCCUGUGGCUGUCCAGAUGGAUAUCAGAGACUAGGACAAGGACACUGUCUAUCAACAAUUCCAUCAAUACCAUUUGGUCUCCCAGGACAGUACGGGGAUAAUUUGGAUAAUAAUUUAUCACUUUUGGGUAAUCUUCAUGUACCUUCUGAAGGCAGUUACAAUACUCCAGGAGAAAAAAUUAUUUCAACUGAAGGCUGUUACUCUUGUAAAUUGAACAGCAACAAUCGACAGAAGCGUGAUGUAUCUAGAACAAGAAGGCAUGAAAAUGAUAUCAAAAGGCAGCCAAGUCCAGGAAGACUUGGCCAUCAUGGUAUAAGAAGAUUGGAUAAAAAGAUUAUGAACAGAUUGCAACAUGCAUCACCCCUGAAACGUGUACAUCAUGCCACUAAGCUAUCAAACAGCACAAAGUCACAAUUAUGGAAAUCAGGCCUUCAUACAACAGUUUUUGUCCCUCUCAGUCAAUUGAACAAUGGAAUUGAUGUGUUAAAAAUACAACCAGCUUUGAAAUAUUUAAUGAACAAUGAAAAAUUUGAAAUUGUGGAUGGAAAUAAGCAGAAUUUAUUUAAAAUUUCUGCAAGGAGAGGAGUGGCUGUAUUACAUACAAGAGAAAAAAUCAAACAACCAGGACUUCACAUCCUGAAAAUCCUAGGAACUGUACAAAAUACAAGUCUCGCUACACCUGUUGAAGAACCAUUUCACUUAACAGUCCAUUUAGUAGUGAAGUGAUGACAGAUCUGUAUUUGUUUAUUAUAUGUUGCGUUUGAUAUCAAGUUAGAUAUAAAUACAUCAAAUAUGAACCUCAGUUUGAGACGGAUUUUUAUAAAGCGCCUUUAACUUAAUUUGCAACUUCAAAAAAAAAAAAAAAAUUGUCUUUCCCUAUUUAAUGAAAAUAUUUUUAUGAUAUUUUGCUAUGAACUGUCUAUAAAAGUUGUCCUUGUAUAGAUGCAAAAGAUUUAUUCCCAGCAGUGUCUUAGAAAAUUUCCAGUUGUUAACUUCUCUCAUAAUUAAUAUUAAUUCAAUUUUUAUAUUGCAUAUAAAUGUCAAGCAAUGUUAUUUAUUUGGUGGAGAUACACCUAACAUUCAAAAUGAAAUUGUUUCGGCUGAUUCUUUUACCGUAUAACCCAUUCUUGAGAUGUCACUGAAACUAUGCUGUGUGAUAAAUGGUUCAUAAAAAAUGUUUAAAAAAAUUGCUAAAUUUCUUUUUAGAUUUCAUAAAAGUAUGCACUGAAAAUCAGCUUUUCUUAUUCCUUAAAUUAAAAUUAUAAUUUAUUGAAUACUUACAUUUUAUCCAGACCCAAACAAGUAUUCCAAAUAUUCUGUGAUAUUCUGAGGUAUAAUGCAUAUGAACUGUGGUGAAAAUGUUCAUGUACAUUAAGUGAAUAUUUUAUAUCUAUUGUUGUCUAAGCGCCAAAGAAAUAUCAGUCAUGCAAAAAGUUAAUCAAUGAAAAUUUUUAACAUAUCCUGCUUGAAGAACUGAAAAGAGCUCUACAAUUCGGCAUUGCAAUUCUACAUGUAUCAUAAUUAACUCCAUAAGCAAGCUAUGCUGGCUCAGCAAUAAUUUCAUUAUAAUCAUUUCAUCAUCAUUUUUUUGUAAGCUUUUCAUGUGAAAAAGUGUACAGUUUUUUGUAAAAUGAGUAAUUUUUAAUAAAGUUAUUUAUAAUCA